AUGCCUUCUCUGAAGCGGCUCGACUCCGAUGUUCUGCUUUCGCUGCCGGAUGCUAAGCGGGCCACCAAGGAGUCAGACCGGCCUGUGUCCGCUUUGUCCUCGUUUGUGGCUGCACUACCAACUUCGAGUUCGACCGUGGCUUCGCCCCGGCAUGAAUCACAAGAAGAUGCAAAGGAGGAGAGUGGAUCACAGCAUGGGCCCGACUCUCAAGAAACUUUGAUCUUGGGGGAGCACCUGAAUGAUUCGCAAGAUGAUGAGCCCGAGUCAUCGGCCACUUCAUCCGAGAAGCUUCGCUUCGGGUUUAGCUUCAAAGCACAUGUGUCAGCGGCCGACGAGAUCGAGCUGCUGAAAGCUAUUAACACUCUUCCGCAGCAGCUUUGCUGCGAUCUCCAGGUCUGGCUCGCGGACUUCCAGACGCGCGCCCACUUCGAGGCCUUCGAGAGCCACUCCGCUCACUUAGACCUGAUGGCGAAGUUCGAAGCCGCCAUCGAUCCUGAUAGCUUUGCGGCGAUCCAGUACGCCCAACCGGCAACUGUCCUUCCGGGAGUCCACCAUAUCGUGAUGUUGGAUCUCAAGGAGGGUACGAAGCAUGAGGACAUCCUGAAACUACAGACAUCCAUGCUCGGCCUCGGACAGAAGAUCAAGGAGGUGUCUCGCAUGGCGGUCGCCUUGGCCGACGAGAUGCCUGCAAAGCAGGCAGGCCCUUCUGGCGGAGAUCGCAGCAACCGAAGUCUGGUUGCCCUGGUCGACUUUACUUCCAUUGAAGCCUACGAGGUCAUCCAUGACCUUCGGCCCAUGUACAUCAUCGACCUUGGCAGCUCCCAAGGAGGCAGCGCCGUAUGGUUUGCAUCCAUGCUGAAGCUCUUCGAAAUUCCGGGCAAGGUCAUUUCCGUCGACUUGGCCCUGGAGCAGGCCUAUUGGCUCACGAAGCAGCGAGCGGAGUCUGCUGUGCAGCGGCUUAAGCUCGAGGCUUUCGUGGAUUGGAACUACGUGACCGGUGGCUCCAAGAACAAGGAGGUGAGGGCAAAAGUCAAACGGCUUUGCAAACAAGGUCCUUGCAUGGUGGUGUCAGACUCCGAUCACGACUACGAGCACACGUACCACGAAAUGGAGUGGUACGCAAAGCACGUGAGCGUUGGUCAGUACCUGAUCGUCGAGGACACCAAUAUCUACGGCUGGACUGGCUGGGUCAACAUCAAUGAUCCCAACGAGGCAGAGCUCCGGAAAGGACCCAUGGAAGCCGCCAACGACUUCGAGCUAGCGCAAAGGGCAGACUUCGUCCGGACGGAUUGGUGCGCCAAGCAUUACGGCGGACUUUCUCAAACGCAGAACGGUUGGUUCUUCCGCAAAGCGAAACGCUCACGCGGACUGAACCCAUAG
Symbiodinium sp. CCMP2592 is the source of this 1380-nucleotide messenger RNA. The record is from the annotation of a GenBank genome assembly. NCBI's taxonomy places the organism in Eukaryota, Dinophyceae, Suessiales, Symbiodiniaceae.